CCGACAGCCACAGCGCCGCCGCCGCCUCUGCAGCUCCAGCGCAGAAGACACACAGACAGGCAGAGGCAGCAGAGGCGAACAUGUCGUGGGUGCCGCCGGAUUUGGCGUCGCUGUGUCGACCGCACACGACCGUCUCCACGUGCCUGCCGCCCGCCUACAUGUUCCUGGCCGCCGUCGCCUACAUGCUGGGCCGCAGCAGGGACGACCCGGCGCAGCACGGCCAGACCCUGGCGCCGCCCUACUUCACGCAGUUCGCGGGGGGCGGCGGGGGCGGCAAGCAGCCCGAGGAGCGCUUCGACUUCAUCGUGGUGGGCGCCGGGUCGGCCGGUUGCGUGCUCGCCAACAGGCUCAGCGAGGUCAAGGAGUGGCGGGUGCUGCUGCUGGAGGCGGGCGUCGAGGAGCCGGAGGUGGCGGAGGUGCCGGCGAUGGCGCCGCUGCUGCAGAACAGCAACCUGGACUGGCGCUACCGCACGCAGCCGGACGGGCGCGCGUGCAAGGCACGCCGCGGCCGUUCCUGCGGCUGGGCGCGCGGCAAGGUCAUGGGCGGCUCCUCCGCCAUCAACUACAUGAUCUACGCGCGCGGACACCCCAGGGACUACGACGAGUGGGAGCAGAAGGGCAACGACGGCUGGGGCUACCAGAGCGUGCUGCCGUACUUCAAGAAGUCCGAGGACAACGAGGACGAGGAGAUCGUGAAGAAGAGCCCGGGCUUCCACGGGCGCGGCGGCUACCAGACGGUGGAGUGGUUCCCGUACCAGGACGAGAACGUGGCGCCGCUGAUCGAGGCGUGGCGCGAGCUGGGCUUCCCCGUGACGGACGUGAACGGCGCGCGCCAGCUGGGCGUGGCGCUGCUGCAGGCCACGUCUCGCCACGGCCGCCGCCUCAGCGCCAACGCCGCCUACGUGCGCCCGGUGCGCGCGCGCCGCCCCAACCUGACCGUGCUGACGCAGGCGCACGUCACCCGCCUGCUGCUCGACCCCGCCACCAAGCGCGCGCUCGGCGUCGAGUUCCUCCUGCAGGGCGCCCACGCGCUCUCCACCGUACUCGCCGACAAGGAGGUGAUCCUGUCGGCUGGCGCCAUCAACUCGCCGAAGAUCCUGAUGUUGUCGGGCGUGGGCCCCAAGCAGCACCUGUCCGCGCUCGGCAUCCCCGUGGUGUCCGACCUGCCGGUGGGGCGCAACCUGCAGGACCACGUGACCACGGACGGGCUGGUGCUCGUCGUGCCGCGCACCAACACGUCGGCCUCGGGCAACAAGCAGCGCGUCGCCGACAUCCGCAGGCACCAGCACCACGGCGACGGCCCGCUCGCCUCCACCGGGCCCCUCCAGGUGGGGGUGUUCGCGCAGUCGCAGUUCGAGGAGGAGCACGACCGGCCCGACCUGCAGUACUCGUUCGACGCGGCCAACGUGGCGGACCUGCUGCGCGACCCGGCCGAGGCGGUCGAGACGAACGUGGAGCCGCUGGCCUACUACGACGGCGUGACGGUGCGGCCCAUCCUGCUGGCGCCGCGCUCCCGGGGCGCCGUGCUGCUCAACCAGUCGGACCCCGUGUGGGGCGCGCCGGAGAUCCACUCCGGCUACUUCAGCGAGUCGCCCGACCUCGACAUCCUGGUGGCCGGCAUGCAGCUGGGCUCGCGGAUGGCCGAGACGAAGGCGAUGCAGCACAUCGGGGCGUACGUGCUGGGCAACCCGAUGCCGGCGUGCGCGGACCGGGCCUUCGGCUCGGACCAGUACUGGCGGUGCGUGAUCCGCCACUACACGGCCACCAUCUUCCACCCGGUGGGCACGUGCGCCAUGGGCCCCCACUGGGACCGCAACGCCGUCGUGGACCCGCGGCUGCGCGUCUACGGCGUGCACCGGCUGCGCGUCGUCGACGCCUCCGUCAUGCCGACCAUCGUGCGCGGCAACACCAACGCGCCCGUCAUCAUGAUCGCCGAGAAGGCCGCCGACAUGGUCAAGCACGACUGGCUGUCCACCGAAGGAGCGCCGUGCGUGACGAACGCGACUCCGGCUGAGGGGGGCGGCGGCGGCGGCGGCGGCGGCGGCCGUGCUGGAGGCGGCUGUGAAAGCCGCGCCGGGGGCGGAAGUUUUGUUCAUGUUGCUUCGCACCAAGAGAUGAUUCGUAGACAUCGGCAGUUCCGCAUUGUGAGAACGCUGGCAGAAGUCAUGGAAUUGCAGGCCACCAGCUGCAAGGAGCGCACGGCCGGCCACAGCACAUCACCUGCUGGGCUAACGGUGCCAAACGCGACGGGCUGCCCGGCGGCCGUGCUGGGGCUGGCCGCCGUCUUCAUGGCGCUGGUGGACGCCGCCGUCGCCAGGAACGUGACGGGCAGCGAGCGCGCCGCGCGACGCCGGCCCCCGGCCGCGCCCGCGCCGCCCCCGGACGCCCCCUACGACUUCAUCAUCGUGGGCGGCGGCACCGCCGGCUGCGUGCUCGCCAACCGCCUCUCCGAGGUGCCUGACUGGAAGGUGCUGGUGCUGGAGGCUGGAGGCGAGGAGCCGUACGAGGCGCUGGUGCCGCCGUUCGCGCCGCUGCUGGAGAACACGUCGGACUGGGGGCUGCGCAGCGCCGGGGGCGGCCGCGCGUGCGGCGGGGGCGGCUGCGCCUGGCCGCGGGGGCGGGGGCUCGGCGGCUCCAGCGUGCUGGGCGCCGGCAUGUACGCGCGCGGCUUCCCGCAGGACUACGACCGCUGGGCAGAGCACGGCAACCCCGGCUGGGGCUACGAGGACGCGCUCAAGUACUUCCUGCGCUCCGAGGACAACCUGGACGCCGACGUGGCCGCCGACGGCCGCCACCACGCCAGGGGCGGCCCGCUGCCCGUGCAGAGGUACCCGUUCGCGGACGACAACGCGCGCGCCCUGGUAUCGGCGUUCCGGGAGCUGGGGCUGCAGGAGGUGGACGCGGCGGGCGCCGCCCCCGAGGGCGUGGCCAUCACGCAGGCGGCCAGCCGGGACGGGGAGCGCGCCAGCGCCAACACCGCCUUCCUGCGGGCCGCGCGCGCCAGGCCCAACCUCACAGUCCGCACCGGCGCCACCGUCACCAAGGUGGACAUCGACGCGGCCAGCCUGCGCGCCACCGGCGUGCGCUACGUGCUGGCCGGCUCCAACGCGACGCUGCGCGCGCGCGCCUCCCGUGACGUCAUCCUGAGCGCGGGGGCGGUGGCCAGCCCGCAGCUGCUCAUGCUGUCCGGCGUGGGGCCCAGCGAGUGGCUGCGUCCGCUCGGCAUUCCCGUGCUCCGGGACCUCAGCGUCGGCUACAACCUGCAGGACCUGGUGAGCUCCGGCGGCGUGACGCUGGUGCUGGGGCAGACCGCGACGGCGCCGCGCCAACCCCGCCAGCAGCUGGUCGACCUGGCCAGGUACAUCCAGCUGGGCAACGGGCCGCUCUCCGCCACCGGCGUCCACCAGGUGACGGCGUUCAUGCGGUCGCAGUACGCGAAGCUGCCGCAGCACUACCCGGACAUCCAGUUCCUGUUCGAGUCCGAGCUGGUGCCGGCGAACGGCUCGGCCGGCGCGCCGCAGGCGGCUGCCGCGGCCAACGCGUCCUGCUUCAGCGCCGCCAUCGACAACGCGACGCGGGCUCUGGAGGCGCGGCUCAACGCCACGGCGCAGCCGCUGGCCUACUACAACCGCAUCGUGGUGCGGCCGGCGGUGUUGCGGCCGCGCAGCCGCGGCAUCGUCAGGAUCAACACGACGGACCCGCUGCGCCCGCCGCAGAUCUUCCCCGGCUACUUCUCGGAGCGGCGCGACCUCUACGUGCUGAUCGAGGCGCUGCUGGUGGGGGCGCGGCUGUCGCAGACGCGCGCGCUGCGCAGCCUUGGGGUCGCGCUCGACCCCACGCCGCUGCCGCGCUGCCGCAGCUUCCUGUUCGGCUCGUUCGCCUACUGGCAGUGCGUGGCGCUGCAGUACACGAGGACGAUGCACCACCCGGCGGGCACGUGCAAGAUGGGCGCCGACUUCGACCCCAACGCCGUCGUGGACGCCGAGCUGCGCGUGCGCGGCGUGCAGGGGCUGCGCGUCGUCGACGCCUCCGUCAUGCCGUUCGUCGUCAGCGCCGCCUCCAGCGCGCCCGUCGUCAUGAUCGCCGAGAAGGCGGCCGACAUGAUCAAGCGCCGCUGGCUCUGGCUGGACAACUCGACGCUCGUCAACACCACGGCGGCCAACGCGACGGCGGACGUGCCCGCGAUGCCCAAGAGGGUGCCGCCCAAGAACGCCACCGGGAGGCCCACAAGCAGUGGCAAGAUGGUGCCAAACCUGCUGGGUAUGGUGACUCCAAUGCCUUCGGGUGGUAACAAAACUGCCGGAGACAAGGACACUUCCAAAAAUGAAGUCAAGGAAUCUACAAUGUGGUGGCCCUUCUCCAACAUACCUUGGCAGAAACUGAAAAUAUGGUGAAGUUUCGUCGUUCUCGCACCAUUGAUGUAUUCCUUGACAAGAAAACUGUAACCGAAUCACCAUAUUACAUACAGACAAUGCGUUAUGUAUCGAUGCUCGGGAAAGUCGUUCGACGCAAGUACGUUCUUGAACGUCAUUACAUAUUUCAGAACUCAGGGAUGCAUGCUGUCCGAACGGAACCAAUUUCCGCCGAUCACCUCAACAACAAAGUGUACGAAACGGCUGUAUCAGACAGAGGAAUGUCGUUGCUCACGUACGCGUACAGUCGGUGCAAUCCAAUCCACAGUGGGAGACGCCCCAUUCAAUGGUAGCACAGGUGAUCAGUACAGGGAAGAUGACUACCUCCGUGCACGUUGUAUUUAAUCUGAUUACAUCUUUGUGGACUCUGUGAAGCAAUAUUUGGGUAAUAAUGUUCACACAUUCCAUCUAGAAAAGAAGAUCCCGGAAUUUAUAAUUAAUGCCUUCGUGAGGAACUAGACAUCUUUCACAACUGUCUGCUACUUCACAUUUUGUAUCAUCUCCCCUACACUGUCCAAGCUUCUCAUUCGUUCUGUUGGCUGACUUUGUAGAAGAUUUAUUUCUCUUUUCAGUACAUAUAAUUCAGAUUCCACACACCUGAACAAUAUUCACAGCAUACACCAUGCAAGUGUUUUAUACUAAAUCUCGGUAGUUGGAUUUACCUUCAACUGCGCCUACGUGUUUGAUCUUCUUCAUAAACGCGAACAUUUCUAACUCCCGCGUUUUUAGAAUAACAUAAUUUACUUAAGUUGUGCUUGUUGUUGUUGCUGUUGUACUAUCUUCAGUUCGAAGAAUGGUUUUAUGCAGUUCUCCAUGCUACUCUAUCUAUGAGCUCUGGCUCAAUCUCCGAACAAAUACUGCAACCUACAUCCUUAUGAGUCUGCUCAUUGUCUCUUGGUCUCCCCGUACGAAUUUUCUCCCCACACUCCCCUCCAAUAGUAAGUUGGUAUCCCUUGAUGUCUCAGAAUGUGCCCUACCAACCGAUUCCUUCUUUUGCUCAAAUUGCGUUACAAAUUUCUUUUCUCCUCUGUUCUAUACAGUACCUCCUGAUUAAUUGCGUGAUCAACCCAUCGAGUCUUUAUUUUUCUGUUGCACCACAUUUCAAAGGCUUCUAUUCUGUUUUCGUCUAAAUUGUUUAUGUCCACGUUUCACUUUCAUACAUGGCUACAUGCCUAGACAAGUAGUUCAAGAAAAGAUUUCCUAAUACUUACAUCUGUAUUCGAUGUUAAUAAAUUUCUCUUCUUCAGAAAUGCUUUUCUUGCCGUUGGCAGUGUACAUUCUAUAUAUUCUCUACUUUAGCCAUGACCAGUUGUUUUUCUGCCUAAAUAGCAAGAUUCAUCUACUACUUUCAAUGCCUCAUUUCCCAAUUUCAUUCCCUCAGCGUUACCUAGUUUAAUUCGACUACAUUUCUUUAUCGUUGUUUUACUUUUACUGAUGUUAUCUUAUGUGCUUUGAAGACAAUCUUCCCUCAACUGCUCUUCCAAGUCCUCUGCUGUCUCCUACAGAAUUACAAUGUCAUCGACAAACCUCAAAGUUUUUAUAGCUUUUCCCUUUUCCUACUCCAAUUUCUUCUUUGGGUUCC
This is a messenger RNA of Schistocerca americana (American grasshopper), 5994 nucleotides long. RefSeq lists its product as uncharacterized. Gene Ontology annotation, molecular function: flavin adenine dinucleotide binding; oxidoreductase activity, acting on CH-OH group of donors. The coding region runs from base 81 to 4394 and encodes 1437 amino acids. The record is from RefSeq and is a predicted model, not a curated record. The transcript has 16 exons. Lineage: Eukaryota; Metazoa; Arthropoda; Insecta; Orthoptera; Acrididae.